Molecule: messenger RNA, 723 nt
Organism: Pediculus humanus corporis (human body louse)
Lineage: Eukaryota; Metazoa; Arthropoda; Insecta; Psocodea; Pediculidae
Product: Hsc70-interacting protein, putative
Exons: 4
Coding region: 1-723 (240 amino acids)
Molecular function (GO): Hsp70 protein binding; protein dimerization activity
Source: RefSeq, a predicted model, not a curated record
AUGGCUUGUCCAUUGUCUGCAGACCAUUUGAAAAAUUUAAAGCUUUUUAUUGAUGUUUGCAAAAAAGAUGCCAAUAUUCUUCACCAUCCAGAUUUAAAUUUUUUUAAAAAUUAUAUUGAAUCAUUAGGUGGAGUUGUUCCACCAAAAAAAUGUAAAGAAAGCAAAGAAAACAUUGAAACCGAAGUCAAGGAUGAGAAAACAAAACCAGAUGUUGAAGAAGUCGAGUCGGAAGAAAGUGAAGUAGAAUUGGAUUAUGAAGGAGUAAUUGAACCAGACAAUGAUCCGCCUCAACCGAUGGGUUACACUAAUCAAGAAGUUACAGAAGAUGAUAUAAAUAAAUCUGAUGAACGUAAAAGAGCUGCCAUAGAAUUAUUUUGUGAGCAAAAGUAUGAGGAAGCUAUUAAUGCAUACACUGAAGCUAUUUUGCUUAAUCCAAAUUCGGCAAUGUUGCAUGCCAAACGUGGCCAAUGUUAUCUUCAGUUAAAUAAACCAAAUGCUUGUGUUAGAGACUGCACUAGAGCUUUAGAAAUUAAUCCUGAUAGUGCAGCUGCUUAUAAAUUUAGAGGUAGAGCACAUCGUUUGUUGGGAAAUUUUGUUAAAGCUGCUGAAGAUUUAAGAAAUGCCUGUAAAAUUGAUUUUGAUGAACAAGCUGAUGAAUGGCUUAAGGAAGUAACUCCUAAUAAAUUUAACCAAAGCAAUGUUUUGAGUAAAACAGUAAACUAA